GUUCCUUCAACAAACGACUCACCCAAUCUAUUAUAUUUCACACACGCUUUUACAUUUCAUUAUUUUAUUUUUACAGGUGUCUAUGAUUACGUCUACGAAAACUGGCUCAAAGACUAUAAAGAAAUGUUCGUUUAUGCGUGGACCGAUAAGUGUCGCAACUUUGGUCAGCGCACCACCAACAGAGUUGAGAGCCAGCACGCAAAUUUAAAAAGAUACAUUACGCGCGGGAGUUCAUUGGAGCGAAUAGCAAGAUGCAUCAUUGAUAUAGUUGAAACUCAGUACGAUGAAAUACAAAAAAGUUUCACUGAGAGCAUCGAAAAAACGAUGAACCACCACAGACACCGAAUGUUGGACAACCUACGUGGAAAGGUUUCCCAUGAAGCACUUGAUUUGCUGGAAAAAGAGCUACUGAGGAAGAUGGAUGUGUUGCGGAAACUUAACGCAUCAUGUGGUUGCCAUAUGUGGCUUAGCAAAGGAUUGCCGUGUGCUUGUAGGCUGGAAAACUACACACGUACAGGGCGUAUAAUACAACUCGACGAGAUAGAUGUAUUCUGGCGUAAGCUUGACUUGCUCCCUUGUAAACUGGUAGACGAGGAGGUCGAUAUUGUAGCAGAGCUCAAUAAUGUGCGGCAACAUUUAGAGGCGCAGUCCCCCGUUCAGCAAAAGAGUAUGCUUUCAAAGAUAAAAGCGGUUUUCACCCCGAAAUCGUCAACCAAGAAACCACCGAUCGUCCAGCAAAACACUCGCGGUCGGCCUACUUCAAAGAAAGUACAAGAAAGGCUAGAUGAAGCUGCGAGGUUAGACCAAGCUGCGAGAUACAGCUCCUGUGGCGAGGACAGCAACGUAAUUACCGCUUCCCCCAAGCAUAGGUACGAUUUACCCCGACACAGCUCAUACGUACCGUCAGAGGGCUCUCGUGGAACUGGUUCGUUUGUGAAGUCUGAAAAACCUAAAAUGCAACCAAACAGUUCAACAAGUUCUAAAAAGAAGGAGACGAGGGAUGAUAAGGUUUUUCCAUUAAUAAAGGGGGACGAGCACUUGUUAUGCAUUAAGAGGUUUAAGAAUCAAAUUCCAUCAGAGUUUCGCUCUUACAUAUCGCGUAUACAAGAUGUGACCCCAGACGGUCAUUGUGGGUACAGGUCUGUGGCUGUCGGGUUAGGUUUUACGGAACACGCAUGGCCCAAUAUUCGAAGAGAUUUACUGCUGGAGAUUGACCAUAACAAACCGCGUUGGAAGCAUGUAUUCGAAACAUAUAACGAAGGAGACUUUAAACGAAUACGUAAGAGCAUCGAAUGGCAUUCAGUGAAAGGGUGCGAUCAAAGUCACUGGAUGGAAAUGCCCCAGGUAGGGCUUCUCAUAGCGCAAAGGUAUAAUAUUGUCCUCCACGUGCUAAGCAUUGAAUGGAGCUCUACCAUCUUCCCAUUAACGGAUGCCCCACUAGAUCCACGACCUCAAGCGAUAACGCUUAUACAUGUUCACGGGGGACACUUCAUACAUGCUAAGUUGGAAGGAGACUACCCCAUGCCUUUAGUGAACCCGCUGUGGUCGGCACAUCGAUCAAUAGCUGCGAAACGGUGGGAAGAAAUGUAUACACCGCGGUUAGAGCACUACUACGAGUUAAUGCAUCCUAAAUCAGACCGAGACAAAGACAGAGAACCGAGUUUAAAUGUUAUCGAAGAUUAAGCGGAAACUUGUAUUUUUGUAAAUUGUAGAAAUUUUUUAAUUUAUAAAGUUUUUAUCAUUUUUAAUUCAUUUAUAAUUUAUAAUUUAUAAUUCAAAUUUUUAUAAACAUAAUUUUUGGAUUAUUUUUAGUUUCUCUAAAUACAAACCAAGAAAAAAACAAAAAAAAAAG
Helianthus annuus (common sunflower) is the source of this 1852-nucleotide messenger RNA. RefSeq lists its product as uncharacterized. The record is from RefSeq and is a predicted model, not a curated record. Bases 124 to 1683 code for a protein of 519 amino acids. NCBI's taxonomy places the organism in Eukaryota, Viridiplantae, Streptophyta, Magnoliopsida, Asterales, Asteraceae. The transcript has 2 exons.